AUGCUGCACCGCACCCCUCAUCCGUCCUGCUCCAGCCUCGCUGCCUCCAAGCGCGGGGUAUUCGCACUAACGUUCGGUAGCUACGUGUUGUUCCACGCCAGUCGCAAGAGCUUCUCCGCGAUCAAGGGCCAAAUGGCGGACGAGGAAUGGCUACACUCAAAGCUCUACCGGCUGCAAGACCAGGCCGAGAUGUUCGGCCUCAUGGAUACACUUUUCAUGGCCUUCUACGCUCUCGGACUCUACAUCAGUGGCGUCUUGGGCGAUAAGUACGAUUUAAAGCUGCUCCUGGCAGGGGGGAUGUGGACCACAGCUGCUAUCCUGCUUCUGUUCGGCCUUGGCGCACUAGCUAACGUGCAUGCACUGGAGUUCUAUGCUGCUUUAUGGGCCUUAAACGGUCUAAUACAGUCUAGUGGCUGGCCAGCGAAUGUCGCAGUCAUGGGCAAGUGGUUCAAUCGGUCCGAGCGGGGAGCAGUGCUCGGGAUCUGGAGCGGGAAUGCCUGUGUGGGCAACAUUGCAGGCACGGCGCUCGUGACGCUCUUGUUUCUGCUCGUGGCGGAGAAAGUGGCUUGGAAACUCGCUCUUGUCGUGGUUGCAGCGCUUGUAGCAGGAUAUGGACUGGUGCUGUACUUGUUCUUGUACCCGGACCCGACAGAGGUGCCGUAUUAUCCCGAGAUACUGGAAGAUGCCAAGCCAGGAAGAGCCAAGAAAUUGGAGGAAGAGGAGGAAGAAGGAGAUGGGGUUGUGGUGUGUGAAGAGCGGGCGGGUAGAGGCAUUGGAUUUGUAGAGGCGUGGUGUAUUCCGGGGGUUCUUCCGUACUCGCUGUCGUAUGCCUGCUUGAAGUCGGUCAAUUACGCACUAUUUUUCUGGAUCCCGUUCUACCUGACAGUGUCGCUGCAAAUGGGGAACUCGGAGGCGGGGUCGUUUUCGAUGUUGUACGAUGUGGGACAAAUCGUGGGUGGCUUUGUCGGUGGAAUGGUGUCCGACAAGAUGGGCGUGCGGUCUCCCGUUGUUGUGGUUAUGCUGCUGUUCUCUUGCAUCACGUUAUAUUUCUUAGAUGGAGCUUCGUACGAUAUGACUGCGCUGCUACUGCUGACAUCGGGGUUCAUGCUCGGCGGCCCGGCAAACCUGAUCAGCACUGCAAUCUCUGCAGACCUAGGCACUCACGAGAGCAUUCGGGGCAAUGCGGAGGCGUUGUCGACUGUUACUGGCAUUAUCGAUGGAACGGGCAGCGUUGGCGCCGCUCUUGUGCAGUACGUUGUGGGAUACUUGGCCGCUUGCCAUUACGAGCCGAGAGGGUGCGAUCCAAAAAGCGCGGGCUGUGUGCAGGUCUGUUCGUGGAGUCCAGUGUUUCUCUUGCUUGAGGUGGGCACCCUUCUGUCGUGUGUAUGCCUAGCUCAACUGCUGUACCACGAGUUGGUGGUCGUUACUAGCCGUUCCCGAUAG
Molecule: messenger RNA, 1443 nt
Organism: Peronospora matthiolae
Lineage: Eukaryota; Oomycota; Peronosporomycetes; Peronosporales; Peronosporaceae
Source: the annotation of a GenBank genome assembly